Molecule: messenger RNA, 1309 nt
Organism: Zingiber officinale
Lineage: Eukaryota; Viridiplantae; Streptophyta; Magnoliopsida; Zingiberales; Zingiberaceae
Product: very-long-chain aldehyde decarbonylase GL1-10-like
Exons: 5
Coding region: 199-1107 (302 amino acids)
Biological process (GO): sterol biosynthetic process
Molecular function (GO): C-4 methylsterol oxidase activity; iron ion binding
Source: RefSeq, a predicted model, not a curated record
CAACAGCCACCGAUUUCUUUCCAUUUAAGAGCACAUACACAACUCAUCGCCUUUGUCUCCUCCCUCCAUUCUCCUCUGCAAAUCCACGAUCGUCGUUACGGUGGCACCGAAGCCGAUAACUUUCCUAUCGAUCAGGAGGAGUAUCUAGUCGGUGCCGGAGUCCUCGCUCGAGGUCAACAGCUUCCUGAAGCACCGGAAAUGCUUCCGUAUGCGACAAUUGUGGAGGCGGAAGCGGCGCUGGGGCGGAAUCUGACCUUCUUGGAGGUCGUCUGGUUCCGCUACUCUUCCCGGAUGCCCGACUACCUCCUCUACUACCACAGUAUUUUAUGCAUCUUCGUAGUCUUCACCCUCGCCCCGCUCCCUCUCGCUCUCAUCGAGCUAGGCCUCCCCGCCUCCAUCUCGCCGUUCAAGAUCCAGCCCAAGGUUCGCCAUCCGCCGACAUUGUUCUUCCACUGCUACAAGGAGGCCAUGUGGACGCUCAUCCUCUCCGUCGGAUCGUUCCAAUUAACGUGUUACCCCGUCUUCAAGUUUGUAGGCAUAAGGACGGGGCUGCCCCUUCCCUCGUUUUGGGAGGCGGCUUUGCAGCUCUUAGUCUACUUCUUGGUGGAAGACUAUCUCAACUACUGGCUACACCGACUACUGCAUACUAAAUGGGUGUACGAGAAGAUCCACUACAUCCACCAUGAAUACGCAGCGCCGAUCGGCUGGCACGCACUCUAUGCCCAUUGGGGUGACUUGCUGUUCCCUGGGAUCGUCGCCUUUGCAGGGCCCGCUUUGGUCCCUUGCCACGUUGUCAUCCUCUGGCUCUUCGGGUCCCUCCUCGUGCUUGCAUCGAUUGAGUGCCACACUGGAUAUGACUUCCCUUGGUCUCCAACCAAAUUUGUUCCCUUCUAUGGAGGAGCCAUAUAUCAUGAUUAUCAUCAUUCUGUAGGAUAUCAUAGCCAAAGCAAUUUUGGUUCAUUUUUUACCUACUGUGACUAUGUUUACGGCACAGACAAGGGAUACAGAUACCGCAAGGCACUCCUAGCAAAGUUAAAGGCGCCGUCGUCAGACUACAAUGAAGAAGGACAAACCCAUGGUUUUAAGAACGACCGGAAGUUCGAUUAGGCUUAUGGUUCUCUUGCAUGAGCUGUACUGGUCUGUUUGUUAGUUGCAAACUUCUACCUAGCAGAUCUCUCACUUCAUAUUGCAAUAGAUAAUAGAAGUGGGAUUAAUUUGUGUCCUCUGUGUGUGUGAUCUUUGGAGAAUUGGGUUGAUUAUAUCUAUAUCAUCAGGAUAUUUCCAAUAAAGGUCAUCAGUUCGCCUGUUC